UAAUAUUUUGUUGAUCGAAUAGUAAGUAAUAUAUUCUAUAAGAAACUGGAACUAAUUACUCCAUAUCUUGCUUAAGAAAUCUUGUUUAACAUAGUCCUUAGGUUAUGUCUCAAGAGCUUCUUAAUUACUUAGCACUAGUAGUUUCAUUAUGGAAAUAAAGUUAAUAAUUAAACGUAUGACAUUUAACAUUAUUUCUUUAAUAAUAAUGAACAAUUGGUAACUACAAAAAAAAAAAAAAAAAAAAAAAAAAAAAAUCACUAGUCAUAUUUAAGAUGCAAAUUAAACAUUGCUUUGAUUUAUAUUUAUUAAUUUUUUUAACACCAUGGUUAGAUCUCUUCUCUCAAAACUAAAUUUGACUCCGCUUUGAUAGUUUCUUCAUGAAUGCCCCUACUAAAAUAAAUCAAUGUUCUUGAAAAAGUUAUGGAAUGAACUUGAAACAUCCUUCAAUUUAAUACUAAAAAAUUAGUGUACAAAAUAAACACACUUUAAAAUGUUUGCUCUUUAGGUAGGUAUUAUAUAGAUACAAGCAUCAUACAAUCAUACUCAUUUGUGCCACCACCAUCACAUGUAUGCUAAAUCUCCACUUUUUUUUUUUUUUUUGCCUCUCACUUACUUUUUACUAGAUUACUAUCUACUCCCUUUUUUUUUCUUCUUAAAAAUGGGAACUAAAAAACAGAGCAAUACUCUGCCUUUUGUGAUUGUUACAUUGUUAGCCAUAUCUUCAUUCAUUAGCUUAAAUGCAACAACCAAUGUCGUGUUACAAACAUCGAUCCAUCGACGUCAAGAUCAUGUAGUUAACAAGCUCUUAAAGCAGAAAAAAGUAGAGCUAAAAAACUGCAAUAUUUUCCAAGGUCAAUGGGUUUGGGAUCCUUCUUAUCCUAUGUAUGAUUCGUUACAAUGUCCGUGCAUUCGAAAGGAGUUCGAUUGCCGGAAAUAUGGCCGCCCCGAUAAGUUUUAUCUCAAGUUCCGGUGGCAGCCAGAAGAGUGUGAUCUUCCCAGGUUUGAUGGAGUGGAUUUCCUAAAGAGAAUGAGUGGAAAGAAGAUAAUGUAUGUUGGGGAUUCACUUAGUCUUAACAAUUGGCAAUCAUUAGUUUGCCUACUUCACGCUGCUGUUCCUAACUCCAAUAUCAAACAACAACAAACUGUUGGUGGAAUCAAAUCUUGGAUUUUCGAGGAUCAUAAUGUGUCAGUACUGCUAUAUCCUUCUUCGUACCUAGUCGACAUUGACAACGAGCAAAAAGGUCGAGUUUUGAAGCUCAACUCAAUUAAAGGUGGUGACAUGUGGAAGGAUAUGGACGUUUUGAUUUUCAACACUUGGCUUUGGUGGAGUCGGACGGGGCCUAAGCAACCAUGGGACUAUAUUCAGGAUGGGAUGGUGACAUCAAAGGAUAUGAACCGCAUGGAUGCAUAUAGAAAAGCAUUAAUGACUUGGGCAAAAUGGGUUGAUUCCGAAAUUGAUCCUAUGAAGACUAGAGUUUUCUUCCAAGGAACCAAUCCUUCACAUUACAAUGGACAAGAGUGGAAUGCAACAGGGGUGAUGGAUUGUUCAAAGGAGACAAUGCCUAUGAAAGGAUCAACUUACCCAGGUGUAUUACCACCAGCAUUAGAGGUGGCUAAACAAGUUAUAAGUACGAUAUCGAAAUUCGUUUAUCUACUUGAUAUCACAACCCUCUCACAACUAAGGAAAGACGGGCACCCGAGUUCUUAUAAUGGUUUUAAGGGUAUGGAUUGUACUCAUUGGUGUGUAGCUGGUCUUCCUGAUACUUGGAAUCAACUUUUGUACACAGUUCUUAUCAUGUAAAUUUUAGCAAUAAAAAAAUUUAUGGGAGUAUGUCAUUGCACUUCCCAUAUACUUGUAGUUAAUGUAAGUACUUAUUAUAUUUUGUAAAACCCAUACAAUGAUACAAUUAAUUAUUGGAUUCUUAGUAGACAAUCAUGAGAAUUUAACAUAGUCCG
Molecule: messenger RNA, 1956 nt
Organism: Chenopodium quinoa (quinoa)
Lineage: Eukaryota; Viridiplantae; Streptophyta; Magnoliopsida; Caryophyllales; Amaranthaceae
Product: protein trichome birefringence-like 38
Exons: 5
Coding region: 566-1801 (411 amino acids)
Cellular component (GO): Golgi apparatus
Molecular function (GO): O-acetyltransferase activity
Source: RefSeq, a predicted model, not a curated record